GUCAAAAUCCGAAGAACGAACGAGACUAGCAGUUUUGUUUUCGUUCAUUUCUAUACAGACCCUUCGUGUUGUGACUGUAAAAGUUGCAAUGCCACAGGAAAUCGGUGUUUUUACAGGUGAUAACGAUAAGACAAAGAUCCUUUUGUUGGCUUAUCUGUAGCACGGCAGUAGGUAUAGUGCCUCCAAGACCAGUGCUGUUCGUUAUGUAAAAAAAAAUUAGCAAACCAAGUAAUGAAUAGCAUUUUGUGACGUACGGGUUAGCAAAAAAUCGAGUGAGGGCCAACGCUAUAGGUUCAAAAGCUGCAAUAAAUAGUCGAUAUUUGAAAAUAUGUAAAAGUGCUGUGAUUCACUAGUAGAUAAGAACACCAAGUGUAAUAUAAGUUUAAGUGCUAAUGAUUUUCAACAUGAACGGUAAAAGUAAGAAUGAGUCCUUCAAGUUACUUCAGCUAUCGGACGAUUCCAAAAGCCUCUCGGAUCUGGAACUUCCGGAAGUGACAACCCAAAGGAAACGGAAAGUCAGAAGAAAAACUCGCCCAAGGACAACGACAGCCAUCCGACACGAUGACGAUCGAGCUGGAUCUCACAUCGACUGCAAGAACUUUGGCCUGUGGCUGGCGAUUGUAAUGACCGUUCUGUGGUUGUUUAUAAUAUCGUACAUCACAUCGGUAGUGCAUCACGAAAACCGACGGCUUGAAAUAGCCAUACAGAAGGUGUCUGCCACUAGUCACAAUGUGCCGGAAGCCUUACAAAAAUGGCACGAAACGUCCAAAACACUAGAGCAAAACCAGACCGCUUUGAACGGAAAGCUGCGGGAGAUUCAACAAGUGCUAGGCAAUUUCUCUACUGAGCUGAAGCAGCUUCGCGAUACGAUAGAGAAGAAAAAUGAAAAUUCUCAAGAAGCACAGCUAAACAGCCUGAUGACCAACGUCGCGAAUCUUGGAUCGCAGAUCAAGGACGCCCUCGCCAGGAUAACGUCCCUGGAAGAUCGGUACACAAAGGCUCAGAGCGAACAGAAGACGCUUGCAAAGAGCUUGGACGACCUGCAGACCGUUUUCGGUGAAAUCCGCAACGGCUCGAGCACAGCGUCAAUCGCCGGCAGUAGCGCCAAUAACAUAACCGAGCAGAAUAUCGCCAACAUCCGGGAACAACUAUCCAACCAGAUAUCGAAUCUAGCGCAAAACGUCACCGAAGAACUGGAAACGUUGAAACACAAAAAUAUAUGGCUGGACAACGAUCUCAAGAAUCACAAGACACGCAUAGAUCAACUUCUGGAGAAUUCGGCCAACAUUUCCUCUCACGUCAAGUCGGUGGAAAACAUUUGGGUGGAGAUGAAAACUAAUCUGAAAAACCUGGAAAGUGCUGGCAAAGAGGUGAACGAUCAGAUUCAACUAUUGCAGAAUGUGACAGGGGCCCUGAAGAGCUCGCUAGGCACGGUUCGAGAAGAAUGCGCACAGUAUCACAGUCAAAACGAUGCCAUUAACGGUGAAAUUACGGAGAUCAAGGAACGUCUGGAGAAGGCAGAGAGAAGAGAGGUGCCCACCACUGUUUCCACGGUAAAUGCUACUGAGAGUCAGAAGGGAUCGAUGCCGAAAAAUCUUUCGCAGCUUUUCAACAACUCUCCAACGGAAACUACCCUUUCCAAGCUAACCCCUGGCGUUGCGAACUCAGAUCGAGAGGCCAAACCGAUAGUAGAGAAAAGCGAUGCUGCCUCUGCAGCGCCGGCCUUUGUCGCAGUUCAGCAACCAUCCGUAGCACCGUCCCCGGCUAGUAGUAGUCCAAGCACUACCUUGAACGCUGGUAUCAGCAAAGCACCAGCAGCCAGUGGCAUGUAAGAGUUAACCAGUCCAAGUGGGUCACCGUACUGUAGCUGUAACGCGUUUGCCAAUUCAAACAAUAUAUUUUCACAAUUGAAAAAAAAUACUGCAUUUGUGUGAGAGUCACGCUAUGAGCGAGUUGUUUGUACCGAUUACGAAUAAAGUCAAAUUCAAUGCAAGUUGAAACCUGUUGAUUAAGUUUUAGUGCGUACCAAAGUUGUGUUUUAGUGUAGCAAGCAAUUACAAACGCUGAUUGCAAACCUUUUAGUCAAAACAGGAAAGAAAAAAAAAACAUUUUCUCCGGAUGCGAAUGUAACUUAUGACACGGAUCGAGUAGUUAUAAAAAUACACAGAUUCUAUAGAUUCAUAGGAGAAACAACAAUAACAACAAAACAAAAAAAUCAAAUUUAGAUUCAAGAGAGAUUCAACCUUUUACUAUUUAGCCUAAAGAGUGCAGAUUUUGAUUCCCAGUAAUACAAAGUUAGAGAAAAGUGAACUUCAAUUUAAGCAACAUCGAAAUCUAUUUAAUCAAUUCUAUUCCUAGAGCGUAGUAUUAACAGCCCAGCUCAGAGAAAUAGGACAUUGCGGUCAGUUUCUCCAGUGAGACCGUUUGUCCGUAAAAAGCAGGACAGUGAUAAAUUGACGAGGGACAAUUUUACUCAGAACUACUAUUUUGUUCAUUAAGCAGGAAUCCAGUGAAGUAACAUUAGGCAUAUGUCGAACUUGGAGCUAUACUCAGUCAUCACAGAAUAUUACAUCACAGACAUUCCUACUUUAGCCAUUCAAUUAAUAGAGAAAUAGGAAUUUCCUACUACAACAGCACAUGGUAGCAAAACUGCGCUUCGAUUCUUUUUUUCAUAUUUUAUCACAUCAGAUACAGCAACUAGUAAAUUUAUUAAGGCCAAAUUAAGCCAUCUUGUACUUAUUUGUCGAGGACACAAAAGAAAAGUCCGUCAGUAGACAAGCACGACCCAGCCAGCCAGAGUUCGCAUCUUGUAGAUAAAUCUUUGUAUCCCAAUGUCAUAAGAGAAGUUUAAGAAACGAAAGUGCUAAAGUGAUUAAAUGAACAAACCGAGCAAAACUGAACAGAGCAGAAAAAAAUAAAUUCAAUUUGAA
Sabethes cyaneus is the source of this 2930-nucleotide messenger RNA. RefSeq lists its product as uncharacterized. The coding region runs from base 393 to 1832 and encodes 479 amino acids. Lineage: Eukaryota; Metazoa; Arthropoda; Insecta; Diptera; Culicidae. The transcript has 6 exons. The record is from RefSeq and is a predicted model, not a curated record.